This is a messenger RNA of Eruca vesicaria subsp. sativa (arugula), 1946 nucleotides long. Lineage: Eukaryota; Viridiplantae; Streptophyta; Magnoliopsida; Brassicales; Brassicaceae. The record is from the annotation of a GenBank genome assembly.
CCAAAAACGACUCUUACAAGAUCUUUUUCCAAUCAUUAGACGUCACAUCCAAAUCUUAAAUCUGAGAACAAAACUUGUUCAACCUUCUUCGUCUUCCCAAUCAUUUCCAUCUUCAUCAAUCUUUGGGUUCAUCAGAGAAAGAGACCCAGAAACCAAUCGGUUUAAUUUGACUUUCUGGACUCUCUCUCUCUCUUACUCUCUUGUUUGAUGGGUGAAGAGAUAAUCUCAAACGAUGAAAACAACGUUAAGACAAAACCAAGUCCAAAGCUAACACUCUUACCUCUAGUCUUCCUCAUCUUCUACGAAGUCUCUGGUGGCCCUUUUGGUGUGGAGGAUUCUGUUAAAUCAGGCGGUGGUCCUCUCUUAGCCCUCCUAGGCUUCCUUAUCUUCCCAAUUAUCUGGAGCAUACCCGAAGCUCUCGUCACAGCUGAGCUCGCCACAAGCUUCCCAGAGAACGGUGGCUACGUGGUUUGGAUCUCUUCAGCCUUUGGUCCCUUCUGGGGAUUCCAAGAAGGGUUUUGGAAAUGGUUUAGUGGUGUUAUGGACAAUGCUCUUUACCCUGUGUUGUUUCUUGAUUACUUGAAACAUUCUUUCCCUGUUUUGAACCAUGUAGCUGCUCGUGUCCCUGCUCUAUUAAUCAUUACCUUCUCACUGACUUAUUUGAACUAUAGAGGGUUGCAUAUCGUUGGCUUCUCAGCUGUUCUGUUAGCUGUUUUCUCGCUCUGCCCUUUUGUUGUGAUGGCUUUGUUAGCGGUUCCUAGGAUCAGUCCUAAGCGUUGGUUGUUUGUGGAUUUCAAAAAAGUUAACUGGAGAGGGUACUUCAACACCAUGUUUUGGAAUCUGAACUAUUGGGACAAGGCUAGUACACUUGCUGGAGAAGUUGAAUCCCCUGGGAAGACGUUUCCGAAGGCUUUGUUUGGUGCUGUUUUGUUGGUUAUGGGAUCUUAUUUGAUUCCCUUGAUGGCUGGGACUGGAGCUUUAAGCCCGUCUUCAUCUGGUGAGUGGAGUGAUGGGUAUUUUGCUGAGGUUGGAAUGCUUAUUGGAGGUGUUUGGCUCAAGGGUUGGAUACAAGCUGCUGCUGCUAUGUCGAAUCUUGGUUUGUUUGAAGCUGAGAUGAGUAGUGAUGCUUUUCAGCUUCUUGGUAUGAGUGAGAUUGGGAUGCUCCCUGCGUUUUUUGCUCAGAGGUCAAAGUAUGGGACACCAACGAUCAGUAUCUUGUGCUCAGCAACAGGAGUCAUAUUCUUGUCAUGGAUGAGCUUUCAAGAGAUCAUAGAGUUUCUGAAUUUCUUGUAUGCGUUAGGAAUGCUUCUUGAAUUCGCUGCCUUUGUGAAGCUAAGGAUCAAGAAACCGGAUCUUAGCCGACCUUAUAGAGUUCCCUUAAACACCUUAGGAGCUUUAGUGCUCUGCUUGCCUCCUUCUUUACUUCUCAUCCUUGUGAUGGUUUUAGCCACCGUGAAGACGUUUUUAAUCAGCGGUGUGAUCAUUGUUCUUGGGUUCUGCUUGCACCCAUUCUUGAAACUCGUGAAGGAGAAACGAUGGGCGAGAUUCAUCCCUGAGGAAACAAGACCAGUUUUAGAAGUUCCAUCGGAGUUGCAGGUGGAUGAAGAACAUGGAGAUGAGUCUUCAGCUAGCCUUCUCCCAUGAACUUUACUCACAAAAGACAGAUCAACGAAAACUAUGUGAUUCUUGGACAAGUCUUAAAAGGAGACAUGGACUUGUAUAGUUUGUAAGGAUGCAGUUUAUUUAUGCCUUGUUCAGCAUUUGGUUUAGAGUACAGAAACGAAAAAAUGUGUAGCAACAGUAAGGUGUCUGAGUCAAUUUGUCUAUGAUUACAGUAUUAUUAUGUAUAUAUAAAUGUAUACAUCAUAAGCAUUAUCUGCUAUGUGUAUGCAGUGAAUGUGUUUUCAAAACAUGAAACUGAAAUAAAACUGUUGUGUUCGAAAGCA